UUAAUUACAGCACAUUUUGCAUCUUUCAAGAUGGAAAUUUAUGUUUUUCCGGUAAUAGUGUUCUUGCUUUCUCUUUUUAUGGCUUCUUUCAUGGCGGCUUCAGCUGGUAAUUUCAAUCAAGAAGUUGACCUAACAUGGGGUGAUGAUCGUGCUAAGAUACUCAGUGGAGGAAACGUUCUGUCUCUUACACUUGAUAAGGUCUCCGGCUCUGGCUUUCAAUCCAAGAACGGGUAUCUCUUCGGAAGGAUAGAUAUGCAGAUCAAGCUUGUUGGUGGUAACUCUGCUGGUUCUGUCACUGCUUACUAUUUAUCCUCAGAAAGGCCAUACCAUGAUGAAAUUGAUUUUGAGUUCUUAGGGAACCUUAGCGGAGAACCCUAUACUGUUCACACUAAUGUGUACACUCAAGGGAAAGGGGAUAGGGAACAACAAUUCCACCUUUGGUUUGAUCCAACAAAAGAUUUUCACUUGUAUUCUGUUGUAUGGAACCACCAACGUAUCAUUUUCUUAGUGGAUGACACGCCUAUAAGAGUGUACGAAAAUCAAGAAUCCAUUGGAGUUCCUUUCCCGAAGAACCAACCUAUGAAACUUUACUCCAGCUUAUGGAAUGCUGAUCAAUGGGCGACAAGAGGUGGACUAGUGAAAGCAGAUUGGUCUAAGGCACCUUUCACAGCAUACUACAGGAAUUUCAAAGCCAACGCGUGCAUAUGGUCUUCAGGAUCGUCUUCUUGUUCAUUGAAGACAACUGGCUCCAUCAAAAACAAGGCUUGGCAGACUCAAGGUCUGGAUUCGACUGGUCGUAGAAGCCUUAGAUGGGUGCAAAAAUAUUACAUGAUUUACAAUUAUUGCACGGAUUAUAAGAGAUUUCCUAUGGGUCGCCCGCGUGAGUGCAGGCUUUCUAAGCAUUCUUAGAGAGUUUUGCUGCUUGAAUGCAAUUAUAAGAUACCAUCUGGUAUAAUGUUAAUUGGUUUGGUUUCAUAUGUUUCUUUUAUUUUUGUUGUAUAAAUAUAAUAAAGAAGGCUCUUGGUCCUCGUUGUAGA
Messenger RNA from Populus euphratica (Euphrates poplar), 1037 nucleotides. Its product is annotated as brassinosteroid-regulated protein BRU1-like. The record is from RefSeq and is a predicted model, not a curated record. Gene Ontology annotation, biological process: xyloglucan metabolic process; cell wall biogenesis. The transcript has 3 exons. Gene Ontology annotation, cellular component: apoplast; cell wall. The coding region runs from base 31 to 909 and encodes 292 amino acids. NCBI's taxonomy places the organism in Eukaryota, Viridiplantae, Streptophyta, Magnoliopsida, Malpighiales, Salicaceae. Gene Ontology annotation, molecular function: hydrolase activity, hydrolyzing O-glycosyl compounds; xyloglucan:xyloglucosyl transferase activity.